AUGGUCACACAAACCAUCGGAGGAGAGACAGUGAUAACCUAUGAAGCCACAAGUUACACCACAACAUCCGAACAGAAGAUUCUUUAUGCUGAUAAUCUAGUAACAGUUCAUCGACCAAUAUUCACGGGGGAUGGAAGUGUUACAUAUGAUGGUGCUACACAAGAAGUGACAUACCCCGACAGAGAUGGUAAUCGAAUAACACUGACGGGUGUUACGUCGUUUAAUCAAUUCAGUGGUGGUAAUAUAACAAUAAUAAUAAUAAUAAUAAUAACAACAACAGUGUCUCCCGAUUUUACGCAGGCCCCAGGUCCAGGGAAAUUAUAUGUAUCAGAUGAUGAGGCUACAGUGACAUUUAGCACCAGUCACAUAAUAACAUCUGAUAUUACUGCCCUCAUUAGAGACACACCCGUAGAGUUCAUGGUCAAUGCAAACCAGUUCAGCUCAAUAUAUGAUGGGACGUUUAACAUCUCCACUGAAACUGCUACAGUCACGUAUCCAGGAGGAGGAGUAAUUUGGUCAAGUCAAUUCAACAACAACGAUUACGCACUGUAUGUUGAUGAUGAACGUGAAAGCAAUAGAAUUGUAGAUGCUGUCAGCAGCCUUCUACUAACUACUAAAUCUGAACCAGCCAAAGACUCGGGAAUACUUCGUGUGAUUUUCAACGGAAGAGAAAUUUACACCUAUUCUCCCGUGGGUGGAAAUAGUGAAGUUCGGAUUCCCCCUUCCGGCUUCUUUGACUACGUUGACAUGACUCUUUCAGGACCGUCCCUUCCAGAUGGGCCAUAUACUGGAUACAACAGUAUCACUGUGUUUGACGGUAUUGAAGUACGGCAAUUUAACUCGAGCACUACAGUUCAAAGGUUUGAAGGCCCCGGCUUACUCUUUUUGCCGCAAGACUCAAACAGAGCAUUCUACACAACUAACCCCAGUACCACUAACUACCUCACACAGUCAAUUGCGAUUUUAAGAAACUUUCUUUCUUCUCCACAAAUCCAACCUGGCAGAGGCAGGAAAACAACCAAAAAUAGAGAUAUAACAGUUGACUUUGGAACUGAUGUCACAGUUUUCGAAGGCGCCGACGUCACAUUUGAAUGCAAUGUUUUAGGCGGAAGACCCGAGCCAACUGUUGCCUUUUACAGAGUAAUUUCUGACACUGAGCAAGAACUCUUAAACAGCACCAUGGGCGAGAUCAUCAUAGAAGACAAGGCACUGACUCUGCUAAAUGUCCAAAUGGAUGACGUAGGAGAGUAUGUGUGUGUAGCUAGCAAUGGAGUCUCUCCACCCGCCAUGGCUACUUCAACUCUGGAAAGUGUCCGACCAGCAGUUGCUCCUGUACUCCAGCCUGGCUGGUUUCCCUUCCGUCCUACGUCUGUACAGAAACUUGUCUUCCCCGAUACAUCAUCACCAACAAUGGAAACUAUUAUUAAUCUGCGAGAGUUUGAACAGCUAGUGUUGGCAUGCCGAAUGGAUGGAAGACCCAAGGUGGAUAUAACCUGGCGAAUCAACGAUCGGCGACUCAAUGAGGUACUGACACGUGGAGGUUACGAAGUUCUUGAGCCAGUCCAAGGCAGGAGUGUGCUGAUCCUAGAUCUUCUAAACACAUUCAAUGAAACCUUUGACAAUCCCCUUUUGGGGCUUAAUACCAUUGACUGUAUAGGUGGAAAUCUUGCAGGAAGUGCAAAUGGCCGAGCCAACUUGCAAGGAGAAAUAAUUGAAUGCGGCACAAUGGCUGGUGGACCCUGUCCAGUAACUUGUGGGUUUGGUACCAGAGAUGUUGGAUUUAAUUGCAUAAGGUACAAUCCAAAUCCAGGACCUAUUGACAUAUCACAAGUUCCACUUUCAAUUAUUCCUUUAAUUGAGCGAACUGAAAUUUGCACUACCAGUGUGAACAACAAUGUGGUCAUUUGUCCUGUAAUAGAGUACAGGUGGAAUACGACCGAGUGGAGUGAAUGCUCAAAGAGUUGCAACGGAGGAGUCCGAACCAGAAGUUCGUCUUGCCUCGAGGAAGAAUUCCCAAUCAAUUCCAGAUAUGCAGCCCUGGUUAACAGUACCACACUGAGACCUGCAGAGGACACCAUGUGUGUCAUGUCAGAGAGAGCUGGUCCAAGACCUUCUGAACGAGAGCUGUGUGAGACACAGGAUUGCCCCUUCUAUCAAGCAUCAAGAUUUGGACAGUGCAGUGCAACUUGUGGUGGUGGAGUCCGCACGAGAACUGUUGAAUGUGUAAUACUCCUAAAUAAGUACAAGGACAUGAAUGGAAAAACCCAGCUCAAUGUGACAGACGUGAAUAUUACUCAAUGUGGAGGGGAGCCCCCGGCGGAAUCCGAAAUGUGUAAUACAUUUGAUUGCUUCUAUCGGUGGAUACCUGGAAGAUUUGGCGAGGAGAAGAGGCAAUCCCCCAUCACUCCCACGUUUCGAAUUGGCCCCAAUGGUGAAACCAUCCUAGUCAUCAAUGGACAGGACAUAGUAUACCUCACUGGAAACAAUGCAAUGCGCACUGACGUUUCGGUCAAUGAUUUUCUUAUAUUUGCAAAUGGCGACCUAAUUCUCGCUCCACUCACAUUAUCAGGCAUUAGGACGUUUUCGUUUUUGGAGGAAAAUUCUGCAGAACUGGAACAGUUUUCUGGAACAGCCUUUAUUGGAGAAGAAGGCAUUCUCUUUACGAGCAGGGGCUUGGCUUUUUUCACAACAGACUUGAUAUUUGGCCAAAUGGUCAUAGGGAUAACAGCCACUGCCAUGCCAGUGCAGAUCGUGGUGGAUGUUGUCCGCAUCAGCUCGGAUCCGUUUGUGUUAUUGUUGGACGUUGAGAAUAGAAACUUCACAAUGAGACUCACAGGCUCACCGACCAAGAUACUGAACAUUAUCACAGACAACAGGAUAUUGUACGCAGAAAACACCCUAACGGUACGGCAAGGUAUUCUUACAACAACAGAGUUUCCUGACAUAAACAUGCUUGCCGUCCUCCAGCUAGAGCCAGGUACCACUAACAUACGCUACAGGGUGCUCUUUACAGAGGCACCAGAUGUGAUACUAGGACCAGGUCAGGUAUACAUUGGGGUGAACGAAAACAGGGCAUUUUUUGUGGAAGAUCUCCCAUUCCGAGGAGGCGACAGGGACAUCAUAGGGUUCAUUAAUCAACAAGUUUUCCUCCAGGCUUUUAAUCUGAGACAAAAUAACUCGGGAGUAGAUGUUGAAGACCACCUCCGCAACAGGACAGUCACCCUCUCUCGCAAUACGUCAAAGUUUGAUGCCUCCAAUGCUGCUGAAGCGACUUACAUCGGCCCACAGCGGUUGCUGGUGCUUCGCGACAGGGGAGGGCGCAUCAACAGCUUCCCUGGUAUCGCCCAGUUUUCAAUCUUUGAGAAUAACACGCUGCAGAUUUUCAAGAGUUCGUCAUCUGACACUUCCAUGCAUUUCCUGUGUACUGGUGGAACAGUGUUUGUAGACGGUUCAGAAGCCCUGUUUGCAGGCAUUUCAAAUCCAUUUGUGAUCUCGGAAUUGUGUGACAAUAUCCCAGUCCCGGAUGGCAUCUCCUACAUCUACGACAUAGUGGGGGACAGUGAUUCCAAACGCAUACUGAGAUCGAUUGAGUUUAACAUGACCAACACAUUCAGGACAGAGGAGCAAACUCCUAUACAAGUCGUCACAGGUCUCUAUGUGACUACUGUCAAAGAGCCAGAGGCAGUUUCCUUUAGAAACAACACAGUUCUCAUUAGAGACUUCUUCGAUAACACCGUCACACGAAUUGAAGGAGUAAAAACUCUCUAUGUGAACACGGAAGACAGUCAGUUCCGCUCGUACGAAAACCAGUCGCCGGUUCCAUUUCACGGCCCGGGAACUCUCACGUUUAGCAGAGGCACGGCAUUCUUCACCACUGACAGAACUCUCGGCAGAGACCUGGAGUUUCAAGCCAGAACAGCGGGUGUUCCUACCAUUGACGUUCGGUUGAUUGCCACAACUGUGAAUGACAUCGACGGAGAAAACUUUACAGAGUCCACGGUUGCAGUUAAAAUCGGCGGGGAUAGGGUGAUCACUUUUGAGGCUUCGAGUUACAGGACAUCAAUUGAUCAGGAAAUUCUCUAUGCAGGUGAUCGGCUGACUGUUCAUCGGCCUAUUCUAGUCGGAGAGGGAAACGUAACGUACAUUGGAAGCACGCAGACUGUGACGUAUGCUGACAAUAGUGGGACAAAUAGGACGAUAACGGGCGUCAGUAGGUUCCAGGACUAUAGUGGUGGCGAUGUCAGAACAACAACCCUGACCGACGACACGUUUGUUCAGGGUCCAGGAAAGAUCUACGUGUCUGAGGACAACAGUAGUGUACUGUUUAGCUCUAGCAACCUGAUAUCGGCUGAAGUUGCAGCAAUAAUCAGGAACGGAGCUACUGAUUUCUCCAUUGAAGUCGACCAGCUGAGCUCCGUAUAUGCCCGUGUCUUUAAUAUCUCCAACAACUCUGCAACGGUGACGUACCCUGGAGGAGGAGUCAUCUAUUACAGCACUUUUGACGGUAGGAGAGAGUCGCUGUACGUGGAGAGCAGUAGUGUCACUAACAGGCUCCGUAGAGAUAUCAGCACUUACAUUCCCCUUACAAAAUCUGUUGUACAGGAAGACCUGGGGAUAAUCAACAUUAUUUACAACGGACGAAGUGUGUAUCUGUACAGACCGAUACAAGGAAGUCGAGGUAUCGUAGUUAGUGGAACUGAAUCCUUUACGUUCAAUGGCACCACUAUCAGUGGUCUCUCAUAUGGAACUAUCACUGGUGUCAAUAGAUUCAUUCUACACGAUGGAAUUGAACUCCAAAUCUUUAACGAAAGCAGCACGCCGGUGGUAUUGAGCGGCUACGGACUCCUUCUUGUUCAGAUGGAAUCUGACACUGCGUUCUAUACAACCCACCCCUUCUCAGUGAACCUAUUCCUGCAGACAAUUAUAGACGUGAGGGAAUAUCUGAUCCCUCCAGAGAUAAAAUUGCCCCGCAAUAACGGUAAAAUCACGACAAAAAAACUGACUGCUACAUUUCGUUUUGGAACCAAUGUAAAGGCGUUUGCCGGCGCCUCAAUCACAUUCACUUGUGCUGCAACAGGACGCCCCUCCCCUACUUUUGAAUUCUUCCGAGUAAUUGAAGGGGACAACACUAGGAUACCUCUAAAUGAGUCUCAGACUGGAGUAUCUAUUGAGGAGGAUUCAGUCACUCUCAGUUCAAUCGGUGAUGCUGACUCGGGGACGUAUGGGUGCACAGCAGACAAUACUGUUCCUCCAGCAGAUGUGGCACUCUCUACACUGAAAGUCAAGGAAGCAGAUGCACCCAUAGUAUCUCCGGGAUGGUUCCCAUUCAUCCUACGUCAGAACCAGAGCAUAUUCUGGCCCGUGGACCCUGCACCCAUUACUACUACUUCCCUUGACGUUCAGGUGGCGAGGGAACUAGUGUUUGCUUGCAGGGUCGGUGGUAAACCGAGACCCAACGUGAUGUGGGAGUUCAACAACCUCCAGAUUCAGGAAGCUAUUGCAAUUGGUCUUUUGGACAACACCUCAGUCUCCAUAACGCCCUUCUCCAAUGCAAGAAGUGUACUGAUCGUCGCUGUGGAGGCAAACCAGGACAUUCUCCGUGGUCGGAAUGAAAUCACCUGCUCGGCAGCAAAUGCAGGGGGCGCCACGACUGGAAGAAUCACUCUCGAGGGAACAUAUUACGACUGCAUACGAACAGGAGCCGGGGAGUGCUCACGAACAUGCGGUCGUGGUUAUCGCAGAGUCCUGUACACGUGCACAGUCACGCGAGGAGAUUUGACGGAAGAGACCAUUCCAGCUAGCCUUGUUCCUGAUGAAGCUGUCCCCUUUGACCGCACUGAAGUGUGCGAUGUCACAAAUACGUUCGGGGACUUUGUCAUCUGUCCAGUGACAGACUAUCGCUGGAACACUAGUGAAUGGACAGAGUGCAGCAGAACGUGUGGUGGAGGAAGUCGUCACAGGGACGUGAGCUGCCUCAACAUCUCCAUACCAAUCACCAGUGAUUACAGAGCCGAGUUCGACCGGGCCACUGAGAGCGAAGCCAACAUCACCAUGUGUGCCAUGUCUGAGAGUGCAGGAGUAAGACCUACAUCUCGGGAGCUGUGCAAUACCGAUGCCUGCCCGAUAUGGGUAGCCGAUGAAGAAUUCUCAGAGUGCAGUGUCACUUGUGGGGUUGGAGUACAGAGCAGGGACGUGACCUGUAACAUAAUCACUGGGAACUAUACAGACGAAUUUGGAGACAUUCAGUUCAACUUGACGGUGGUUAACAGCUCUCUGUGUGGUCCAGAGAAACAACCGCCACCCACCAAAGAGUGCAAACCCACUAGAUGCCUCUACGAGUGGCGCCCACUACUAUUUGGUAGGUGUGGAGAUGUCCCACUAGCGGACGAGUUUCCAUACUGCAGACAGAGAGGAUUUUUCUGCUACAACGGAGACCCCAACCCGAGGAUCCCAGACUCUGAUAGAGUUAUCGACGACAGCCUGUGUGCCAACUUGACACCAAGACUGUCACUGCUCAAAGACAUGUGGAUGUGGCGUCAGAACACGAACAGUCAAGUGUCUGAGUCCAAGAACACUCACGCUGGUCUCUAACGAUUUCUGCGACAUUGGCACAAGACCUCCACUAGUGGAAAACUGCCUCUCACGAAACUGUGAAAACAGGUGUGAAGGCGACGAAAUUAGCUACUGCAAUAUCUAUGAAGAACGUGAUUGGUGUGACACUCUGAUGGCCUUGGGAAGCACUGGACUACGUUGCUGUGACACAUGUCUGGGGCUAAUAGGUGAAGACGAAGAACGCUGCCGCUCUAUACCGUAACUCAAAUAUGCUAUUGUGUUAGAGACUGCACUAAAUUUUAUACGUGUCUGGGGCUAAUACAUGAUGAUGAAAAACCUUGUCACUGAUCUUUAUGCAGUUUGCAUUGCGGCAUAAAGAUAUUAAAUACCAGAGACAGCACAAAUUUUUCAUAUAUAUAUCACUUGAGUGUAUAAAAAUUUUACACAGACUCAUAUAUACCACUUGAGUG
Molecule: messenger RNA, 7022 nt
Organism: Geodia barretti
Lineage: Eukaryota; Metazoa; Porifera; Demospongiae; Tetractinellida; Geodiidae
Source: the annotation of a GenBank genome assembly